Messenger RNA from Dromiciops gliroides (monito del monte), 3714 nucleotides. RefSeq names its product hepatic and glial cell adhesion molecule (gene HEPACAM). The transcript has 7 exons. The record is from RefSeq and is a predicted model, not a curated record. The coding region runs from base 443 to 1699 and encodes 418 amino acids. Lineage: Eukaryota; Metazoa; Chordata; Mammalia; Microbiotheria; Microbiotheriidae.
AGUGGAGUGGUGACUGCCUAAGACUGGGACACAAAGUCCAAUUUCUUUGUGUACUCCAACCCAGUUCCCUGCAUUAGUCUCAGCUUCAAAUCCCCACCUGGAAAAUUAGCCCCGGCACACUAUCUUCCUACUCAGCAGAGGUGAGUCUGGAAGCACCUUAGCAUUUGUGCUUUGCAUCCUGCUUGGACCUGUAAAGUGGCUUUUCAGCAGCUCCUAAUUUCACCUUUUGGAAACUGAGGAUGUAGGGCUCAGGAAACCAGAAAAUGUCAGGUCCGAGUGAGAGAAAAGAGCGAGCUGAGCAACACACAGAGCUCUGUGUAUUCAGAGGCAAGUUGGCAGGGUUGUACUGGAACAGAGAAACUCCAAGUGGUACAAAGAGACGUGCCCAGAGUGGAGAAAUCAUGCUCAUUGUCUGCACCAGAGCCCAAGAACUCAACCCAAAAUGAAGAGAGAAAGGGGAGCUCUGUUCAGAGGCUCCAGCGCCCCAAGCCUCACUCCUUUCGUCUGCCUCCUCCUGAUCCAGACAGGCUCGCUGGAAGGGGUGAACAUCACAAGCCCAGUGCGUCUAAUCCAUGGCACUGUGGGGAAGUCGGCUCUGCUCUCCGUGCAGUAUAGUAGUACCAGCAAUGACAAGCCAGUAGUUAAGUGGCAGCUGAAGAGGGACAAACCAGUGACAGUGGUACAAUCCAUUGGCACUGAGAUCAUUGGCACCUUGAGGCCUGACUACCGUGACCGAAUCAGGCUCUUUGAGAACGGCUCCCUUCUCCUCAGUGACCUUCAGACAUCUGAUGAGGGCACCUAUGAGGUAGAGAUUUCCAUCACUGAUGAUACUUUCACUGGAGAAAAGACCAUCAACCUCACUGUAGACGUUCCCAUCUCAAAGCCACAGGUAGUGGUGGCUUCAUCUACUGUCCUGGAGCUCAGUGAGUCCUUCACAUUGAACUGUUCCCAUGAAAAUGGUACCAAAGCCAACUAUACUUGGCUGAAGGAUGGCAAGCCACUCAGCAAUGACUCAAGGAUGCUCCUGUCCCCUGACCAAAAGGUGCUCACCAUUACACGAGUGCUUAUGGCAGAUGAUGACAUCUAUAGCUGCUUAGUGGAGAACCCCAUUAGCCAAGGCCGAAGUGUCCCGAUCAAGCUUACUGUGUAUCGGAGAAGCUCCCUCUACAUCAUCUUGACCACAGGAGGCAUCUUUCUCCUUGUGACUUUGGUGACAGUCUGCGCAUGUUGGAAACCCUCCAAAAAGUCUGGAAAGAAGCGGAAGCUGGAAAAGCAGGGCUCUCUAGAGUAUGAAGAUCAAAAUGAUGACCACCUGAAAGCUGAAGUAGAGACCCUCCCGAGAAGUGGAGAACAUGAAAGGAAGAACCCUGUGGCCCUGUACAUCUUGAAGGACAAGGACCCUCCGGAAGGGGAGGAGAGCUCCACCCCCGACCCUCGGAGCACCACUGAGCCAGGCCCGCCGGGUUAUGCUAUCUCUUCCACCGCGCCAGGCCGCUCCCCCGGGCUGCCUAUCCGGUCAGCCCGCCGCUAUCCCCGCUCUCCGGCCCGCUCUCCGGCCACCAGCAGAACACACACCUCCCCCAGCCGCUCCCCGAGCUCCCCCGGCCGCUCCCGCAGCUCCACACGCACCCUCCGGACUGCGGGCGUGCACAUGAUCCGGGAGCAAGAGGAGGCUGGCACCGUAGAGAUCAGCGCCUGAGUCCUCCCAGGGUCCUGCCUCCACCUGAUGGGACUUAAGUCUCCCGUUUGGGGGCAAGGCCAGAGAGUUUCCAGGGGAGGCCAUGUGUGUUUGUUGAAUCAGAGCGUGUGUAAAGAGAUGUGAGUGAGGGUGACUGACGGUGAACCCGGGCAAACGUGUGGCUGAGCGUGCCUGAGUGGUGUAGCAGGCGUCUGACCUUCCCGUUUAACAGCUGGGUUCCCGGUUGACAGCAGCAGGUGGGUGUGGAUUGUGUCCUCUUAGGAUCUGCCUAUAGAUUAUUAAAUUCCAGGCCUAUCCCUACAGGAGCCUUAUGGAGAUUAACAACAGUAAUCCUAACACUGGACUGGUCUGUGCCCCUGUCGAGGGCUCCUAGGUUUUUACCCUUCACCUCUCCUUCCAUAUUCCUGGCCUGCCCACCUCUGGGAGCUCCUUUUAACUAGUUAGGACAUUGAAACACAAAACAAAAGGAUCAAUUUGCCCAAGAGCUCAGAGCAGUUUAGGACUAGAGAAAAUGACAAGAGCUUUAGUUAAGGCAGGAACUAUGUGUCCAAUCCUUGAGGAGACCAGAGGCUGCUCACAUCACGGGGGAAAUCAAUAGGCGGGUGACUUUUAUAUCAACCCAUACAAUUCCUCACCCCUCACCCCAAGGUGGUUAUUAUAUGGGUGUUUCCUUUCUACACUGUAGGCUGGUAGUUCUGCAUAGAAGGCAUGUGCUUGAGAAGAGAAGGUUCUGCUUUGUGGUGGAGAGAAUUACUUUUCCCAAUGUCUCAGUCAUGGGAGACCUUGGACAAGUUUCUUCAUCUCUUUAGGCCAGGGGUUUUUCCUCAUUUGUAUGUAAACCCAUUCCCAAGGGUUACAUGUAAUAGGAGUUUGGAUUAGAUUAUCUCCAAGGUCUCCUUAAAUUCUAACAACCUAUUAGACUAUGAGUCUGUGGUAGGUGAAGAGGGGGAGCCCCUUGGCUUGUGUUUGACCCCAAUUUGCCAAGUAUACAGCUUUCUUGGAAACUACACCCUCCUGACCUGGGUCCCACAAAGAUCUCUACUUCCUCUGCACAACAAAAGGCAGUCCUUCCUGUCCCUGUUGAAGGGGACACCCCACCUGAGAAGAAGGGGUUAGGGGCUUUAUCCUUUGGGAACAAAGAUUCUACACUACCCCCUAAGGAGUGUGUCCCUUCCCACUGAAUCUUCCUCUCCCCACCACAACUUCCAUAUCUUCCCUCUCCCAACAAAGCUUGCAAACAAUCAGAAUCCCUGGGAAGGAAACUAGAGGCCCCUAUUGGACAGACCUUGCUAACUGUUUUUCUCAUUUUUGGAUAGGAGAGAGCAAAGGAUCCAGUCUUUGGAGUGGAUUCCCAAUGACUCAGACUCCUGAGAAGUUGGGCAGAUCAUGUUCUGACUCUUGACUCCCUGCCACUCAAUCUCCCUCUCUCAGACACCUGGGUCUUUGGGAAGCAAGGCAAGGUUAUCUUCCCUAAUUGAACUAACAACUCAAUAGUGAGGCUAGGCCCUCGUGUAGUUGGCCUUGUGUUUCUGCCACCCAUACUGUCCAUUAGAGAGGCAAUAAUCUACUGUGUGUGGAGAGAAUGCAAUUAAAAAGCUGAAAGUGAGGGAGGCCCCCUUGAGGGAGCCAGGCUCUGUGCACUCUGUCCUCCCAUACGCUUCCAGGGGCUGGAACACUCCCCUUGCGUCUUCCCUAUCACAGCCACCUGUGAAGAACGCAUCCUUGACCUUAGGCAACUACCUCCUAGAGCACAGGCUCCUCCUCCAGGGGUUGAUUGAAAUGACUUAAGCCCUUUAGCCUGAGACCUUUCACUUUUUACCACUUUUAAAACUGAUCCUAACUCUAGUUUCAGGCACUAAGAUUCCUAGAUCUUGACCCCAGAGACUGCUUGGUUCCUUGGGUUCAGAAAUGCCCUGUACCCCCCCCAACUUAAUAAUCCUGGGAUGUUCUGGGUAAAUACCAAAAUAUUCCCAUCAUGUAAAAAAAAAAUCAAUGUAAUCACACCAGACACGGGU